Molecule: messenger RNA, 1450 nt
Organism: Aspergillus candidus
Lineage: Eukaryota; Fungi; Ascomycota; Eurotiomycetes; Eurotiales; Aspergillaceae
Product: MATE family efflux transporter
Exons: 2
Coding region: 1-1449 (482 amino acids)
Biological process (GO): xenobiotic detoxification by transmembrane export across the plasma membrane
Cellular component (GO): membrane
Molecular function (GO): xenobiotic transmembrane transporter activity; antiporter activity
Source: RefSeq, a predicted model, not a curated record
AUGUACGGCAGUUUCCCAGCUCCAGACCACUCAACAGUUGAGGAUGACCCUCACGAGCAGACGUCGCUGCUCUCCCACCCCCAGCAGGAGAGCUGGAUCACCGAGUUCGUGCAUCUUCUCCGACAGUCCAUCCCCGUUAUUCUCGCCUACGCGCUGCAGAACAGUCUCCAGACCGUGUCCGUCCUCAUCGUCGGCCGUUCCUCGCCGGAGAAUUUGGCCACCGCUGCGUUCUCCUUGAUGUUCGCCAUGAUCACGGCCUGGAUGAUUGCACUCGGCGGAACCACCGCUCUCGACACUCUGGCCUCCUCGUCGUUCACCGGGAGCGCCAACAAGCACGAUCUGGGUAUCCUGCUGCAGCGCGGGUUCCUCGUCCUGACGCUGUUCUACGUGCCCGUGGCCGUGUUAUGGGCUUGUUCCGAGUCCGUCUUCCUCCUUCUGGGUCAGGACCCCCGACUGUCCCGCGAUAGUGCACGCUUCCUUACCUGCUUGAUUCCCGGCGGUCUCGGGUACAUCUAUUUCGAGCUGAUGAAGAAGUACCUCCAGGCGCAGGGCAUCAUGCGUCCCGGGACGUACGUCCUGCUCAUCACGUCGCCGCUCAACGCCCUCCUCAACUACCUUUUUGUCUACCCCCUCGGCAUGGGUCUUCUGGGCGCCCCCUGCGCAACGGGCCUUUCCUACUGGCUAUCCUUUGCGCUCCUCGUGCUGUACGCCCGGUUCGUGGCCGGGUCCGCCGGCUGGGGCGGCUGGUCACGCGAAGCCACCCACCACCUGGGGCCCUUUGCCCGCCUGGCUCUCCUCGGCGUCAUCCACGUCGGAACCGAGUGGUGGGCCUUUGAGAUCGUCGCCCUGGCCGCCGGUCGCCUGGGGACCGUCCCCCUCGCGGCGCAGAGCGUCAUUAUGACGGCCGAUCAGGUCCUCAACACCAUCCCCUUUGGCGUGGGCGUCGCUACCUCCGCGCGCGUCGGUAACCUGCUUGGUGCCCGUGAUGCCCGUGGCGCGGCUCGCGCGGCCCACUCUGCUGCCGUGCUGAGCAUGCUGCUGGGUGUCGUCGUCUUGGCGGCGCUGAUGGCCUCACGCCAUCACUUCGCGGCCCUCUUCAACCCUGACAUCCGAGUUGUGCGUCUCACCGCUGAGGUCUUACCCUACGUCGCGCUUUUCCAGAUUGCAGAUGGCCUGAACGGGAGCUGCGGCGGGAGUCUCCGCGGGAUGGGGCGCCAGCACGUUGGCGCUUUGGUCAAUCUCGUUAGUUACUACGGCGGGGCACUGCCGCUAGGGAUCUGGUUGGCCUUUCGUCAUGACUGGGGACUCCAGGGCCUCUGGGUGGGCCAGUGCAUUGCGCUGUAUCUGGUGGGGGCGUUGGAGUGGGUGAUUGUGGCCCUUAGUGAUUGGCGUCGUGAGGUGAACCUGGCGUUUUUGCGGAUGGAUGAGACUCAAGAUGAGGGAAUGUAGA